AUCAUUACGAGCUGGCGAAACACUGUCUGGUUGCUUUAGAAGAAUGUGUUUUGCGGUUCCCUCAGCAUUACAAAUCCUUGUAUCGUCUGACACACUUCUAUUUCCACUCCAAGUUCCAUCGCAAUAUAUCCAAGUGCCAGGACCUCCUCCUGGGGACGUACAAGUGCCUGACCUUGGAGGAAAGGCCUGCCAGUGCCAGGUUCCAGGGUCUGUUUGCAGAGAGAAAGAAUAAUAACUUUUUUAAUGGCGUAUGGCGCAUACCAGUGUCUGAGAUCGACCGCCCAGGAAGUUUUGCCUCUCACAUGAGCCGUUGCGUUCUGCUGCUCAUGGAAGUGUUGAGGGAGAUUCGAGAUCACAGGAUGUUACUGGAGCUCUGUCUGCAGCUGAGGCGCACUCCAGAAGCUGACAAGAAGUACCUUCGUGAUUCUGAAAGGGAGCAAUUGUGUCGUCAGGCAUUGACCCUGGCACUGCAGGCUCUACGAGCAAAACUUCGUGAGGGACCCAUAACAAGCGGGCUGGUAGUGGAAAUGUACCGAGCAUACCAGCGUGUCCAAAGGUAUCUUCCACAGAAGGAAUCGGUUUUUGCAUCACUGCUGUCUGAAGCAUAUAAACAACACGCAAAGGUAGAGACGGCAGUGUUGGAUCAGGUGAUACGUUUCAGCCAGCAAGAGAUCAUUGCCAGUCGGGCUGCAGCUCAUGCCCCUGUCACAGCCCCAGUGCCUACAACCGUGAGCCAGCCUGUCACCGCCACGCCGCCAACUGUUACGGGGGCCAGUACCAACGUGACUACACAUCAGCAACGAAAGACAGUAACACCGAUAGUGAAACCAGCAGUUUCCUCAAAUUAUUCGUCUACUCAGUCACUGCCUCGAUCUCGCGGUCGACCUCUGAACGUCCACGUCAGCGGAACCAUCGCGCCACACAGUUCAAAAUCGCAGUAUUCAAGUUCUCGUUGCAGCAUACAAAAGGUGCCCCCUCAGCAGUUUGGACCCAUAAUACCUCAAAAUAUGUCAACACCAACUUUGCCAUAUUAUCCCUUUCACACACUCUUCUCGGAUCCGUCUCUCAUCACUGCGGCUGUCCAAUCAAAAGCACCUGCCAUGUUAGACCAACAAGUUGCUGCUCUUAAUUUUUUGAAUUUACACGCUCAUAUCGGCGGUUACCAAGCAGAAUUUCUCCGUCACUUUUCAACCAGUACAGGCAGUGUCGCUCCAUCUGUAAUUCCAAGUAUUCCUUCAAGUCAGCGACAGAAAGAGUCUGAAGCAGUCAAGUCUCAUGAAAGCAGUUCUGUAGGAAAUAAAGGAAUCUCGGCUCUUGCCAAUCCACAGUGUACACAGAAGCCUUCUACUUCUCUUCCAACUAGUAUAUCCAUAACUCCUCUGCCACCUGCUCAGUCAUUGGUUCCUUGCAAUUCCAGCCCUUCAACAUCGCCGUUAACAACAAAAUACCGCCACAGUAAGAACAAUCAGUUAAUGCCUUCUCUCCAGCAGAAACUCCAAGCUUCACAGGCAUUAGCGAAGUCUGCUAGCAACCGUUCUUCUGUUUCCAAUGUUUCGCUUUCCGUCUCCAAGGCAAGUUCCCAGGUGUCUACGUCUGUAGCUCAGUUACCUUUGAAAGUGACUGCUUCACCAUAUACACCCCCUAAAGAUCAGGUUUUGUUCAGUCCCCAGCCACAAAAGCCUUCUAAUCCUAAUCCAUAUAUUUCCCUACUCAAAGGCGGUGAAGGAAUGCUGACAGCAGGAGUGUCCAUCAGUCAAGUCACCUCCACACCUGUCAGUGCUACAGCAUCAACAAAACCAUCAACUUCGAAGCUCAUGAACUUUCGUAAAUGUGCCGUAUCUCCGUCGCAAGGAAAUGAAACUGAGGAUCAGACAGGCGUGUCUAAAGAUGUAAUGAAUAUAACACCUCCUUUCAAACAUAGUCAUAGUGGUGGUUCCAAGAUGCCAGGCAGGUCGGACUGUAGUCGUGACAUCGCUUCGAGGAUGGCGGCUGCCCUGGGGCCGAGAAACCAGAGCAGUGGUUGUAAACUGUCAACUACUUCAGCUACUGGUCCUUCCAUUAAGAGCGGUCAGACGCAGAUGAUCGCUGUACCGAGAAGUGCAAACAGUGGAAUUGGACAAGACCUCUCCAUUUAUAAAGACACUCAAACCACUCCAAAAACCUCAAAUCCAUUUGUGCAAAGAAGUGAAAUUAGUGAAUCGGCUGUUACCAAAAAUAAAAGUCCUGAAAAUAAAGAUUUGAGUCCUUCUAGCAUUUAUAAGAACCAGAGUGGAACUAAAGGCUGCAGGAGCCCCAUACCAUUGCGGAAAAUUGGGCACGAGAUUACGGUCACGCCCUCCAAUUCAGCGGCUUCUAGCAUUUGCAUGUUGAGUCGUCUUCAUCAGCAAAGCUCUGAGUUGGAAGUGAUCGCAAAACCACCAACACUAGACUUACCCGUCACAAUUCCUUCUUCAAUAACGAUCACCGCCAAGCAGCAAGGCACUUCAGAUGGAAACUUCAGUGGCGGGCAGCAAGGGAGACAGGGCUCAGGCGGAGGAGAUUGUUUCCGAUCGAGUGCCAAGAAAUUUAAGGACUCCGUUUCAAUAACAGAAAUAGGCAGAAAAUUAUCGACUGGAAGUCAAGGAUCAAAAAGGAUUGGGGGACCCAGUGCAGUCAAGCAGAAAGAACAGAAGAUGAAUGAAAAACAUGGCAGUACGGUUGGCGACAGUGUGGAAGUCAUCACAUUGGAGUAGUUCCUUACGUCUGUACAGUGCGCGUAUGUGAACACUCGUUUGCAUGGCACAUAUUGUGAAUUGCAAUGGAAUUUUCAUGCGUGAUUCAGUGCGACUUAAUUUUUAGUUAUUCCACGUUCUAUAAUACCGUUAAUACCUAAACUUUAUUUCAUCUUGCUUAUUAUAAGGAAUGGCUCAGAACUUUUUCUUAUAUUUUAGUAAGUAGCUUAAUUUUGCUGUAAAUAAUGUGAAUGGUAAUAGCAGCUCACAGGUUCUAGACUGAAGGUCUUACUAUGUAUGAAGUGAAGCUGUCCUGCUGUAUAGCUCCUACUCAUUCUCAAACUCUGCACUAGACGGGUGAGUGGUCAGCGUCACGCCCCGGCCGCACUGUACCCAUUAGACGGGAGGCUGGGUGGGCCCCAGAGCCUGUCUGAUCCCUGGUCGUCCAGUCCAGAGCCAGCCCCUGAGAAAGAAUAGAAGGGAUGAUAAAAUGUAAUAUUAAGCUGAGCUAAGUCAGUAUGAGCAAGUGACAGAAAGAAGGACUUCGUUGGUUCUCGUAACUUCCAAGUUCUAGCGCCAGUUGAUAAUUUAGUAAACGUGUGUGUAACAUGUAACCAUAUAAAUAUAUUGUGUCAAGCUACAA
Molecule: messenger RNA, 3354 nt
Organism: Zootermopsis nevadensis
Lineage: Eukaryota; Metazoa; Arthropoda; Insecta; Blattodea; Termopsidae
Source: RefSeq, a predicted model, not a curated record